This is a messenger RNA of Cornus florida, 1848 nucleotides long. Its product is annotated as protein ACCELERATED CELL DEATH 6-like. Gene Ontology annotation, cellular component: plasma membrane. The coding region runs from base 1 to 1848 and encodes 615 amino acids. Gene Ontology annotation, molecular function: protein phosphatase 1 binding; protein phosphatase regulator activity. NCBI's taxonomy places the organism in Eukaryota, Viridiplantae, Streptophyta, Magnoliopsida, Cornales, Cornaceae. The record is from RefSeq and is a predicted model, not a curated record. The transcript is spliced from 3 exons.
AUGGAUUCAGUCUUAUACAACGCAGCCAAAGAGGGAAAUGUUGAUGUCAUACAAAAAUUUGCUCAGCUUGAAGUCCAAGUGACGCCCAACAAAAACACAGUCCUCCACAUCGCAGCUGAAUUCGGCCAAACACAAUGUGUGAAAGAGAUCUUACAGAAGUAUGGAUCACUGGUUUCGUCUGUGAAUAUCAAAGGUGAGACUUCACUUCACAUUUCAGCAAGGGAAGGACACACUACCACAGUACAAGAACUCAUUGAUUCUACAAAAACAGGCGACGAUCAAGACCUCGAAGGCGGGACUAGAGUUACCAAGACCAAGAAGAUGCUGAGGAUGAGUAAUGUGGAGGGGGAGACGGCCUUAUACGAGGCUGUGCGAAAUAAUCAUCUUGAUGUGGUUAACAUUUUGAUGACGGAAGACCCUGAGUAUUUACAUCCACCCAACAAAGCCAAGGAGAAUCUAAUUUACCUGGCUGCGCAAAGAUGUUAUCUAUCUAUUCUGUCCAAAAUUUUGGAAAAUACCAUUUCAAAAGCUUACAUUUCACAGGCUUACAUUGGUCCAAAUGGACGAACGGCUUUACACGCGGCAACAAUCUCUUAUGACAAAGAAUGCAUAGAAAAAUUAUACGACUGGGAGCCAUCACUAAUCAAGAAAGCAGAUGUAUAUGGAUGGAGUCCACUUCACUAUGCUACAUGGUUUGGUGAUGUAUCAGCAGUUAGACAGCUACUUGAUCUAGAUAAAUCCGUGGCAUACCUUGCUGCAGAAGCAGAUGAUAAUAAGACUGCUCUUCACCUAGCAGCUAGUCAAGGUCAUCUAGAUAUCAUGAAAGUACUUUUUUCAUAUUGUCCAGAUUGCUGGGAGAUGAUUAACAGUAACUGUCAGAAUAUCCUCCACAUUGCAGUGGAGAACGAGAAAAAUGAAACAAUCCAAUUUAUCUUAGAAAAUUCCUUCUCCAACAACCUCAUAAAUCAGAAAGACAUAGAUCGAAACACCCCUCUUCAUUUGCUUUGUGCUAAAUCCGAUUAUCAGAAGUACUGUCUCAAAGAUGAUCGUAGCGAGGAUAGCAAGGCCAAAGUUUUGACUGCCCUCAAAGUAGUAUAUGGUGGCAACCGUGAAAUGUAUCCACAUGAGGUACCAGAAGUGAGUCGCCGAAACAAAUUCAAAUUCAAAAUACACAAAGGAAACGACUCUACUCGAUUGAAUGAGCUGGCUACUAAAAUUGCGGACAACAAUUUGAUAGUAGCUACACUUAUAGCAACCAUGACCUUUGCAGCUGGUUUCACCAUUCCAGGAGGCUAUGAUGGCAACGAUGGGCCAAAUCAAGGUAUGGCAGUUUUAAUAAGACGAGCAGCUUUCAAAGUAUUUGUCUUGACGGAUGCUAUUGCUAUGAUCUUCUCCAUUAAAGCUGUAUUUACCCACAUAUCUGCAUCCACUUAUGAAGACAAAACUAAGUGUGCUAACGGCUAUCGCAACGCUCUUGCAACCCUUGUAUGCGCUAUUGCAGCAAUGGUGGUUGCAUUCAUGACCGGCUUUUAUGUUGUGUUGGCACAUUCACCGGUGCUCGCUAUUAGUGUAAUCCUCAUUUGUUGCCUCUUUCUUGUAAAUGCUUUAAGUUGGUUCAUGCAAGCAUACCUUGCAGUAGCUGAUGACUUUAAAAAUGAGGUAAGGGUGUUUACAUGCAAAACUAUCGAGGUUUUUCGUUGGGCAUUGCGCAGAGCUAUGGAGUUAUUUCUUUUGGGAGGGAUGACGGUAAUCAUCAUUGCAAUAGUGGCUGCUGUCCUUGGCGGCUUUGGAUUUCUUAUUUUUCUGACAAUUAGAAAUCAAAUUAGGCAUAGGAAAUUUUGGUGGUGA